UGUAACAGAUCACAAUGGAAGAAAUUAAAGAAAUAUAGAAAAAACGUUUUUUUUAACCCAACUCCGGAAAAUGUAGAACUAUUUAUUUCAAAAUUUAUACAAUUUAUAUUUUAUUCGGUGCCCUUAAAUAAAUAAAAAUAAUACAUGCAGAAAACGUUGCCGUUCAUUAUGAAUCUUAGAAAUAGAACCAAAGAUGUAGGUCUGGCUUUAUUGAAGUUAGACAAAUUGCCUCUACAGAAAUUGCGAAAAGUAGGUAAAAGUACAGUCGGCGGCUCGAAGGAUUCCACCCCAGAAGAUGAGUGUGAGAAAUGCAAACAUGUACAUGAUAAAACGUUAAGUUGUGAAAACGAUCUGGUGAUGCGUGUUUCCUCUAAAGAUAAGGAUGACGGCCAGAAGGAUAAGUUAGAAACUAUAGUUGAACACCCAUUGGUAGAGAUGGAGCCUAGAGUUGAAGGCCUAGAUGUGCCGCCGAAACUGUUCGGUAGCGAACUGUUCAAGCAGCCGCUGGACCGUCGACAUCAAAAGAGUUUCGAUAUGAACAAAAUGAAGCCGAUAGACGAAAUCGCUUGCAAGUUGAUGAAGGUGCCCCCGUCGCAAAUUGACGCCAAACUAAUGGAUACAUGUCUCAGCACUCGCACCGUAGACUUUGAAAGAUCAGGAACGUAUCCGAUAGUUGAAAAUUUAGAAUGCGAUGUAAUGGAGCAUAUCGUGCAACCGUUUGAUAGUUAUACAGAGGUGGACAAGGAUACUACUUUCGCAGAUAAAUACUCUAACCUAACGCCGAACUAUAUUAGGAGCUACGAUCUGAAUCUGGAAUCUGAUUCAGAUGAAAAAACAUUAAAAGCCGAGAACUUGCAUCCUGUACAUCUCGAUGUCGAGUUCAAAAUGUCUAUUGAAAAAGAUAUCUUGCACGAUUUGAGUUUACACUCGUUUCCUCUUAGACAAGAAUUUAUAGCUUACAGUAUGGCGGUGCCGCCGCCUUUGCCCCCCAAUGAAACUUCUAUAUCGAGUCAAAUGAUUUACGAGGAUGAUAUACACGAAAGAUUUCGCCGCGACAAGACGAUGCCGCCCUACAUGAGAGAGUUCAAAAUGGGCAGGAGGAUGCAGGACCCGAGGAUGUUAGAAGAAAGAACCCAGGAAAGCUAUGAGAAUUACCUAUCCACAUUAUCUAGGUCCGCCGCAGUUCAUGAACCAUUAGGGCCGAGAAAAGACAACUUGAGCACCUCCAAGAGGCAAGAGAUUCCCCUCUCCGAGUUGCUCCGGCAAGUAAGACAAAGAAAUAAAAUAGCGCAAGAAAUGCAAAAGAAGAAAAUAAAAUUUGAUCCUCGUCCUUUUUUUAGCAAAUCCACGUGCUUGCCUCCUUUAGACCUGCGACCUAGGUCUGCGACUUGCUCGCCUAAACCUUGUCCGCCCCGAAAGAAGGAGGCACCCCCUAAGAAAGCUAUGCCCUGCCCCCCGCCGAAGAAGCCUCCGUGCCCUCCGCCCAAGAAAGGUCCUUGCCCGGUGAAAUCCAACCCGUGCGAUCCUUGCAAACCCCCACCUCCUUGCCCUCCUCCGAAAAACCCGUGUGGCAUGUACACUGGUAACAAAUUUAAGGACACCAUCACCUUGAUUCUUUGCGGUUUCAAUCCAUCUAACAUUUUACAAUACGCACUUGGUUUACCCUUGCUACGGAGUUGUCCCCAUAGUUUUAUAAAAGAUUCCGCAAUCCGCACAUUUUUUACCAAUUCUAUAGCGCACUCUAAAGCUUUAGGUUUAAAGUCAAAGGAAUCAUCCUCUAACAUCACGUCCAAGGAGUCGUCUUAUAAAUUUUAUAAAUAUCUCAUAGUUCCUGAUUUAGGAAAGAAACAAAGGGAUAUACAGCAAGCUUAUUUCUCAAGGAGUUAUUCCAAUAAUCCAGUAAAUCCUGGCGCAAUACAAACUAUUUCUACUACUUCAAUGUCGCAUGCUGCAGCUCUUGGAUUGAAGUCUAACGAGUCGUCUUCUAAAUUCUUUAAACUCCUAAAAGUUCCUGAUUUAGAAAAACAGAAGGAUGAAGAGCAAGUAUAUUUCGCAAGGAGUUAUGAGCCAUGGGCGCCGAUUCCAUCAUGGCCGACUACGAAAAAGGAGAAGAAAAAUAAAUUGGUUUGCCCCAAAGAAGGUUGCAAGGUUCCUAGACUUAUGCCCAGCAAGCCCUGCAAGGAGUUUCCUUGUUCUUUCAAAUCAGCAGAUCGAAAAGUCUAAAUAUAACCAAAAAAUUAACAAACAAUAGUCAAAUUUAAUUAAUUUCAAAUUUAUAAGUCAAUAAAUCUAAAAAUA
Messenger RNA from Papilio polytes (common Mormon), 2298 nucleotides. RefSeq lists its product as uncharacterized. The transcript has 2 exons. The record is from RefSeq and is a predicted model, not a curated record. Lineage: Eukaryota; Metazoa; Arthropoda; Insecta; Lepidoptera; Papilionidae. Bases 145 to 2223 code for a protein of 692 amino acids.